Molecule: messenger RNA, 1248 nt
Organism: Fragaria vesca subsp. vesca
Lineage: Eukaryota; Viridiplantae; Streptophyta; Magnoliopsida; Rosales; Rosaceae
Product: F-box protein At5g07610-like
Exons: 1
Coding region: 1-1248 (415 amino acids)
Source: RefSeq, a predicted model, not a curated record
AUGGAGCAGGGAUUCUACCCCAAACGGUGCACCAGUAGCAGCUUAGCAGAAACAAUAGCCAGCAUAGAACAAGUCCUUACCGAAAUCCUUGUGCGUGUGCCAGCUAAACCCCUAGUACGCUUCAAGUGCGUCUCCAAGCAUUGGCUUUCUCUUAUUUCCGACCCAAAAUUCUGUCACCGCCACACCCUUCAAAACCCAAAUCCUCCUGUCUCUGCUGUCUUUUGUGACAAAUCCAACCGAAUCUUUUGUUUCAUCCCUAUUGAUUUUGAUCACUUGCGUGGAGCUUGUAGUACUAGUAUUAAUACCAGUAACCAUGAAAUCCAAAACCCAUCUCCGUCUAGCUCACCCCCUUUCAAUCCUCUUAAGUUUGCUCAAAACCAAUAUCAUGCUGACAUCAAAAUCAUCCAGUCCUGCAAUGGCCUCUUCCUGUGUCGUCUACUUUAUUCUCCAAAGCAAGGCCCCCCAUAUUUUAUUUUCAAUCCUACAACCAACCAGUUCUCCACGCUUAUUCCUCCAGCUACUGGUGAAGGAGUACAACCUUGUGUCAUCUCUAUUGCUUUGGCUUUUGACCCUUCCAAGUCACCUCAUUACAAGGUGGUCUGUCUUCGAACCAUUGAUGGAUCCAUAGACGGCACUAUCUUUCACAUAGCGAUAUAUUCAUCUGAGACUCAUAGUUGGAGGAUUCUCGAUUCAACUUUCAAGAGGGUAUCUUCCAUCCUCUAUUCACGCGUGCUAUACUGGAAUGGAGCAAUUAAUUGGUUAGGCAUGUAUAAUGAUGUAGCAUACUUUCACGUAGAUGAAGAACGCGACAGUUAUGUUCGUUUACCUCCUCACUUGUACGAUAGGUUAAAUGAGAGUAGAAAAUAUAGAUACUUUAUGGAGUCUAGUGACGGCCACCAUUUGCAUCUUAUUGAUAUUUUUCGGCAUUCUCUCACUAAAUUUGAAGUGUUGGAGAUGGGAAAAGACUACUCUGGCUGGUUUGUUAAGUACGUUGUUGACCUAGAUCCUAUAUGCCGCCGGCUGACCCCGUCUGAACGAUAUGUUGUUUUAUUUAUAGAUCAAGACAAGAAUGAGGAAGAGGAAAGUUCGUAUCUGUUGCUGCAUACUCCAGGCAAACUCAUAUCUUAUAAUCUUAAGUGCGGGACGUACAAAUCUUUUGAGUUGACUCCCAAGGCCGGAGUAAAGAAUCAUCUCUUACGAGUUGAACCAUCUAAUUUUCGAUAUAUGGAGUCUUUGGCCUCUGUGUGA